GAUCUCUCUGUGUAUAUAUGUGUGUGUGUGCGCACGUGUGGUGUGUGAGCGAGCUCUGAGCCACUGUGUGUGUGUGAGAGAGACAGCGCUCUGGGCUGCUCUCUGUGUGUGUGUGAGUUCUGGGCUGUUCUGUGUGUGUGGGAGAGACAGAGCGCUCUGGGCUGGUGUGUGUGUGUGUGUGUGUGUCUAUGUGAGAGCUCUGGGCUGCUGUGUGCGUGUGCGGCUGCAUGUGUGUGCGCGGUGGGCUGAUGGAGCCGCCCGGGAGGGGGAGCAGCAGACGCACCGGCAGGGGAUGAAUCCCCGCAGCCUCUCCUCAGUGCUGUCAGGGCAGGAGAAGCCGCGGGACCGGGAGCCGGAGCCCGCAGCGGGACAGGGCGAUCGGGAUCGGCGCAUCUCCCUCCAGCAGCAGUGGGAGCCGCGAUGCUGCCCUGGCGCAGGAACAAAUUCGUGCUGGUGGAAGCGGAGCGCCGGGGCAAAGCGAAGAGCCUGGGCCCGGGGCUGAGCUACGCCUCGCUGCUCUCCAGCUUCCUGCGCUCCUGCCCGGACCUGCUGCCCGAGUGCCCGCUGGAGCGGCUGGGCAGCGUGUUCCGCAGCCGGCGGCACAAGGUGGAGCUGAACCAGGAGGACCCCACCUACACGGCCUGGUACCUGGGCAACGCGGUCACGCUGCAGGCCAAGGGCGAGGGCUGCACGGACGAGGCGGUGGGCAAGAUCUGGGCCAAGAGCGACGGCGGGGCCAGCGGCACCAAGGUGAAGCUGACGCUGGGGGCGCACGGCAUCCGCAUGGCCCCCUGCGAGGCGCGGGGCGGCGCCGGCGGGCGGCGGCCGGGCCAUGCCUACCUGCUGCCCCGCAUCACCCACUGCGCGGCCGACGGCCGGCACCCCAAGCUCCUGGCCUGGGUCUACCGGCACCAGGUGAAGAACAAGGCCGUGGUGCUGCGCUGCCACGCCGCGCUGCUGGCCAAGGCGGAGACGGCGCGGGCCGUGGCGCGGCUGCUCCGCCAGACGGCCAGCGCCGCCUUCAGCGACUUCAAGCGCCUGCAGAGGCUCAACGACUCCCGGCGCCUGCAGCGCCAGCGCCUGGGCGACUCCGUCGUGCCGCGGGUGCCCGCCCGCAAGCUGCUCAACGGGCAGUGCCCCUACCGGCCCCGCGCCGACCGCAGCCGCGGCGCCCGCCGGCUCAGCUCCAUCCUGGAGGAGGAGGAGGAGGGCGGGGAGGAGAACCUGGGCGGCUCCCGCCCCCCGGCGCCCUCCGGCGGCGGCGGCGGCAAGCCUGCGGCUGCGGGCGCCGGCGCCCCGCAGCGCCGGGAGCGGGCCGAGGUGCUGACGUUAGCCCGGGAGAUGCGGGGCUGGAGCCUCCAUUCCCCGGCGCCCUGGAAGCCCGCUCGGGAGGGACCCUGCUGGUCGGGCUGCUGAGGCCCGGAGGCUAGAGACAGCCCCGCUGCCGUGGCAGAAGGGCCCGCCUGGCUGGGGUGAGGCUGGGCAGAAGGAGGCACCUGCAGCUGGGCCCCUGCCCGGUUCCCCUGGCUGCUGCCUUUGCAGCCGAGGAGAGGCAGAUCGCUGGAAGCGGACAGCAGGCAGCCGGGCCCGCGGGCUGGCGGGGCUCACGCACAGGUAGCCUGAGCUGCCCUGCCUGCCGUUAACACUCCUUCACUCCUGCCAUCCGAGUAGGGGCACCGCUCUGACCUGGCCCUUUCCCCUGAUCUUCUGAGCGGACACUGAAAUGAUCUGGACCGGUUGGUGCAUAUAUCUCCAUCUCUCACACACACACACACACACACACACACACACACACACAGACACACACACACACACACACACACACACACACACACAGACACAGACACUUGCUAACCGGCUCAGAGAAAGACUGCCCUGACUCUCAUGACUGGCAUCAAAGCCAUGGGCUGGCUCCUGCUAGACUGAGACAUGCCUGCAAGUUCUGGAAGGGGGAAGAGUUCCCUGAAUGGGCAGCUGGCAGGGAGCAACUCUUGUGUGUAUUUUGUACUUCCAGUGAUUUCAAGGGAAAGAGAGAGAGAGACACACACACAAAAACUGCGGGUGGGGGAUUAUAUUCCCAUUUCAGCAGAGGGAAGGAGAAGCUGGUCCAGCUGAAGUGACUUUUACUACUUGAUCUAAACUAAAAUUUAUAUAUUUUAAAAAAAAAGCCAUCUAUUUACAGAGAGAUGCCCUUAGAUUUCACUUCUAUUACAACAUGCAAUUUUUCUGUACAGUUUUGUACAUGUCACAUAGGACAGGUGCCUGUAUGUGUCUGACACUGGGGAGGGGAUGUGGUUUGGGGAGCGGCAUGUACAGCACUAUGGGGCUGAGGGUCUGAUUUUCAAAGGUGCUGGGCCCCCACAGCUCUCCAGAAGGGAUUGUGUGAGUGCUCCAGAGCUCUGCAAAUCAGGACACAGUUACAUGGCUAAAGAUAAGUGUCUAAAUUCAUAUUUAGGUACCGAAAUAAGCAUCCUGAUUUUCAGUGAUGCUGAGCACCGGUUGGUGCUUUGAUGGGAUUUGCAGAAGUUCAGCACCUCUGAAAAUCAGCCCUCUUUGAUUUAGGUAGCUAAAGGAGGGUUUAGCUGUCUACAAUUUGGCACCCAAGUUUGGAAAAUUUGGCCCUGGGGUGCCUAGCUGUGUCUUAAGGAGAUGGGCUAUAGAACAACCAGGAGCCAAAUUCUUCAUCUUGCUUUGGCUUCAACGGGGUUACAUCGCGGACAGAUUUGGCCCACAUGUGUGCGACUCUGGGGAUGAGAUGCAGAGCAUCACACAGAGAGAAAAAGAAGCUUUGUUCUGACACAGAACAUGGGGUGUUUUAACCCCAGGAGAAGAUGGUCAGUUGCACAUGUCUCCUUUGCAUGUUCACAAUGCAAAGCCCAAUGGCGUGUGUGUACCACACACAUGUAAUGUGGUAAUUGUAAUAAAGUUUCUCUGCGUGUUCUGCAA
Molecule: messenger RNA, 2946 nt
Organism: Chelonia mydas (Green sea turtle)
Lineage: Eukaryota; Metazoa; Chordata; Testudines; Cheloniidae
Gene: FAM43B
Product: family with sequence similarity 43 member B
Exons: 2
Coding region: 421-1416 (331 amino acids)
Source: RefSeq, a predicted model, not a curated record